GGCUGAACCACUCGUACAACUAGCGGACUCCUGCGGCACAGAAAGUGAGUUAAAUGCCAAGUUGACAGAUAAAAAACAUUUUUAAAAAAAUACGCAUCUGAGUCGUGUUUUUGGUGCGCUUGGGCGCAUUUCUUUGAAGAGGUGAAGUCUGAGGAGGCGCUGCUGCUGUUCCUGAGAGCGGAACCGAGUGGGACGGACUUGGAUGUUAGUCAGGAGCUCCCGAUGCGACAGUAAAGAUCCAAAGAAAUUUCACCAGCAACUAACGCACCAUGGGGAAGAAAAUAUGUGGAACCAACUACCCGCUCAGCAUCUGCUUCAUAGUGGUGAAUGAGUUCUGUGAACGGUUCUCCUACUAUGGCAUGAAAGCACUGCUGACCCUUUACUUCGUCACCUACCUGCACUGGGACAAGGACCUCUCCACUGCUAUCUAUCAUGCCUUCGGUGGCCUCUGCUACUUCACACCCAUCCUGGGAGCUCUUAUCGCUGACUCCUGGCUCGGAAAAUUCAAGACCAUCAUCUACCUGUCCAUUGUUUAUGUGAUAGGCCAUGUAGUGAAGUCGGUGGGAGCCAUUCCCACUGUGGGCGGCCGGGACGUGCACAUUGCUUUGUCCAUGUUGGGCCUGAUCCUCAUCGCUUUUGGCACUGGAGGAAUCAAACCCUGUGUGGCAGCAUUCGGAGGAGACCAGUUUGAGGAUGAGCACGUCAGAGAGAGACAGAAAUUCUUCUCGAUUUUCUACAUGUCAAUCAAUGCUGGGAGCCUCUUGUCAACUAUAAUUACACCCAUAUUGAGAGGUGAUGUUCAGUGUUUCGGUGGUGACUGCUAUGCUCUGGCCUUUGGAGUUCCUGCAGCUUUGAUGGUUGUGGCUUUAGUUGUGUUCAUUGCUGGCAGCGGUAUGUACAAGAAGAAUCCUCUCCAAGGAAACAUCCUGUUGGAAGUCUGCAAUUGCGUUGGAUUUGCCCUCAGAAACCGCUGGUACAGAUCGAAGCACGAACCUCGGAGGAGCCACUGGUUGGACUGGGCCGAAGAGAAGUACUCGAAGCGUCUGAUUCAGGAGAUUAAGAUGGUUCUUCGGGUUCUGGUGCUCUAUAUCCCCCUGCCAAUGUUCUGGGCUCUGUUUGAUCAGCAGGGUUCCCGCUGGACGCUUCAAGCCACGAGGAUGAACAUGGCUUUUGGAGAUGCUUUCAGUAUCAAGCCUGACCAGAUGCAGAUGCUCAACGCUCUGCUGAUUCUUGUCUUUGUGCCCAUCUUUGACCUCAUCAUAUAUCCGCUUGUUGGCCUUUGCAGAAUCAAGAUCACGCCUCUGAGGAAAAUGGCUACAGGAAUGAUUUUUGCAGCGCUGGCCUUCGGAGCUGCCACACUGGUGGAGAUCAGCGUUGUGAAAACUGUGGUGGAUCCUGCACCUGCAAAGAAUAGUCUGCUGCAGGUUGUGAACCUGGCAGGAGGUGAUGCCAGUGUGAAGGUCCUCGGCACCGACCUGUUUCCAGAACCGAUACCAUACUUCCAUGAUUCUCCUACAUAUGAGACAUUUCCACUGGAAGGCCCCGCCAAGUACGCUUACAUUACAGUUACUUCCCUGGGAGCAGAUACAGAGUGCAACCAGAGGUUUGAAGAAGAGGAGGCCUACAGUCUCAUCUUAUUCCCAGGACCUGCUGGAACUCAGUGCAAACUUGUAGAAGACUACAUAAUGAAAAACGAAGACGGGAAUCCUUUAGUGAGGUUCCUCAACACACUGCCGGAGGACUUAAACAUAACAGUUGGAACUGUGCUUUUCAACGUGUCCUCUGAGUACAGUGUGUCUCCAAACCAGACUGUCAGUCAGGGAGUAUACUCAGACGUCACGUGCUGCUUAAAGUCAGGCGAGUGCUAUAGACUUGAUCUGGGCUUGCUGGACUUUGGCGCUAUCUACACCAUCAUACUCAAGGAGGAAUCGGGUAAAAUCGUGGCUCACAAAACGGAGGAUGUGAAAGCGAACAACGUGCACAUCGCCUGGCAGAUUCCUCAGUACGCCCUCAUCACGGCUGGAGAGGUCAUGUUCUCCAUCACGGGCCUGGAAUUCUCCUACUCACAGGCUCCAGCCAACAUGAAGUCGGUCCUGCAGGCUGGCUGGCUGCUCACGGUCGCAUUUGGGAACGUCAUAGUGCUGAUUGUGGCAGAAGGAGCGGGACUAGAACAGUGGAAAGAGUUCUUGCUGUUUGCCAGCCUGUUGCUGGGCGUCUGCAUCAUCUUCUCCAUCAUGACCUGCUUCUACACCUAUGUCAACCCUGAGCAGCUGGAGAAGUUUUACCUGGAAAAUUCAGGGAAGGAGGGAGACAACAACGAGAACAUGAAGAAGAAAAAUAACGACGUACCACUGAAAAAAACAGGGAAGGGCACCAGACUGUAAUUUCUUGCCUUCUUGGAAGUUUUAUGGUUUUUAAGGUAUAAUUUUUGUGAAAAUGCAGCACUAAAAUAUGAUCGUUGGACAUUUCUUGUGGUUUUUAAGUCCAGUAUUUGUGACAUUUACAGAUGGAGUCAGCGAUUGUGGAAACAGAUUUUUUUUUAGCUAGUUAGCAUGUUUCAAUAGAAAACCUGUGAACAGUCUUGCAUAGUCAUUCUACACAGUGGUGGAGAAUGGUCUGACUGCACCUCAUUAUCAGUACAACUACUCACAAUAGUAUCUAAACUAUCAGUUAUUUAUAAUCAAGAAGACUGAUAAUCAAAAUUGGAAAUGGAUAUGAAUUUGUAGAAAAAAAUGUAAUCUUGGUAUAAAAAUUUAAAAUAACACUCCAACAUAAAUCUAAACUUUAUUGAAAUGCACUAUUGUUAUGCUAUUAUUGUUUUCCAUAUGUUUACUUAACAGAAGACUUUAACUUUUAUUUGAUCUAAUAGUUGGCCAAACUGAUAAUCAGUUAACCCCUGGAUGGCAGUUUUGUUUGGCAGAACCAAGCCCAAGAUGCAGAAACUAUGUCAAAUUAGAUGAAGAGGAACUUGUGUUGGUGGAACAUUUGCACAUGGAGAGGAGGGAAUUGUCAUUAAAAUUGAUAAUUUCUAGAAAGAACCAAGCAGGUCUGCCAUAUUGCACAAUUCAUGUGAUCAGAGGUUGCCAUUUUCAGCAUGUAGGUUGUUUCUCAGAGGUUGUGGUUGUUGUUGUUAUCUGUAACUUAGUAGAUUUUGAUAAUAGUAACUAUGAACUUACACACGUGGACGAAAUUGUUGGUACCCCUCCGUUAAUGAAAGAAAAACCCACAAUGGUCACAGAAAUAAUUUAAAUCUGACAAAAGUAAUAAAAAAUAAACAUUCUAUAAAAAUUAACCAAUGAAAAUCAGACGUUGCUUUUGAACCGUGGUUUAACAGAAUUAUUUUUAAAAAUAAACUCAUGAAACAGGCCUGGACAAAAAUGAUGGUACCCUUAACUUAAUAUUUUGUUGCACAACCUUUUGAGGCAAUCACUGCAAUCAAAUGAUUUCUGUAAUUGUCAAUGAUACUUCUGCACCUCUCAGCAGGUAUUCUGGUUCACUCCUCAUGAGCAGACUGCUCCAGUUGUUUCAGAUUUGAAGGGUGCCUUCUCCAGAUGGCAUGUUUCAGCUCCUUCCACAGAUGGUCAAUAGGAUUUAGAUCAGGGCUCAUUGAAGGCCACUUCAGAAUAGUCCAGUGUUUUCCUCUUAGCCAUUCUUGGGUGUUUUUAGCUGUGUGUUCUGGGUCAUUAUCCUGUUGCAAGACCCAUGACCUGCAACUGAGACCAAGCUUUCUGACGCUGGGCAGCACAUUCCUCUCUAGAAUACCUUGAUAGUCAUGAGAUUUCAUUGUACCCUGCACAGAUUCAAGACACCCUGUGCCAGAUGCAGCAAAGCAGCCCCAGAACAUAAAGGAGCCUCCUCCAUGUUUCACAGUAGGGACAGUGUUGUUUUCUUGAUAUGCUUCAUUUUUAUAUUGGUGAACAUAGAGCUGAUGUGCCUUCCCAAAAAGUUCCAAUUUUGUCUGGUCUGUCCAUACGACAUUCUCCCAGAAGCUUUGUGGCUUGUCAACAUGUAGUUUGGCAAAUUCCAGUCUGGCUUUUUUAUGAUUUCUUUUCAACAAUGGUGUCCUCCUUGGUCGUCUCCCAUGAAGUCCACUUUGGCUCAAACAAUGACGGAGAGUCUGAUCUGACACUGAUGUACCUUGACCUUGGAGUUCACCUUUAAUGUCUUUAGAGGUUGUUCUGGGCUCUUUUGUUGCCAUUCGUAUUGUCGGUCUCUUUGAUUUGUCAUCAAUUUUCCUCCUGCGGCCACGUCCAGGGAGGUUGGCUACAGUCCCAUGGAUCUUAAAUUUCUGAAUAAUAUAUGCAACUGUAGUCACAGGAACAUCAAGCUGCUUGGAGAUGGUCUUAUAGCCUUUACCUUUAACAUGCUUGUCUAUAACUUUCUUUCUAAUCUCCUGAGACAACUCUCUCCUUCACUUCCUCUGGUCCAUGUUUAGUGUGGUACACGUCACCAAACAGCACAGUGACUACUUGUAACCCUAGAAAUAUGCCAACUGACUGAUUACAAGUUUGUAGACACCUGUGAUGCAAAUUAGAGGACACAUCUUGAUUGAACAUGUCCCUAUGGUCACAUUAUUUUCAGUCUUUUCUAGGGGUACCAUCAUUUUUGUCCGGGCCUGUUUCAUGAGUUUAUUUUUUAAAGUAAUUCUGUUGAACCACAGUUCAAAAGCAAUGUCUGAUUUUCAUUGGUUAAUUUUCAUAGAAUUUUAAUUUAUUAUUACUUUAGUCAGAUUCAAAUUAUUUCUGUGACCAUUGUGAGUUGUACCAACAAUUUUGUCCAUGUGUGUACUUUCCUAUCUUUACUUGAGAGUGUGUUUUUUGAGUUUGAGUCGAUUACUUCUUCAUUUUAUGUUCAGAUUUUGUAAUGCCUUCUCUCAAAACCCUGUGUUCUCGCUCAAGUUUGAAGUAAACGUACCUGCAAAGAGGAGAAUGUCUUUAGUCAGCGUCAUACCUGGCAUUUUAUUUGUUGAGGACUUUUUACAAAGGUUGUUUCACAUAAAUUCGAGUGUAAGAGCACAAACUUGAGAGCAGAAGCACAGAACAACUAUUCAGCAACAGUAUAUGAUCAUAUAAGUGCAAGAAAAUCAGCAGAUUGAGCAGCAACACAGCAGAUUUCUAUGUGAGCAAAGGUUAUUUAAGAAAUAGUGCAAGGUUUGGAGGGAAACCACACAAUAUCUGCCUUUAAAAUUAAAAAAAUAACGCUCUCAACCUAAAAGAACAUGUUCUUGAUUAAAGAUAGGGUCAUGCAGAUAGCAGGCGAUGAAAGAGACAUGAAAUGAAAGGCAGAAAUAGCAGGUUUAUACCUACAGUCACCAUGUGAUUAGUGAUGAAUGUACUCAGAACACACUAGAAUAGUGUUUUGUGGAGCCACACAAGCCACUUUGUUUCCCAUUUACAGAGCCAGAGCUGUGCGCGAAUACCAGAUUUUUUUAUUCAGCAUUCAGCUCACACAAAGAACAGACAGCCAGCAGACAAUGAGGAGAUAUUCACUGAAUUUGGCCAAAAAGUAUCUUUGAUUAGAACCACUGACAUUACCUUUAAUGUAUUCUGUGAAGCCUGUUUAACACUCCAGUCAUUUCCAAGUUAUAACUAUACAGCUGAAUUAUCUGAAUGAGACUCAGCACAUUAAAGUGUUUGAGACAAAAAAAAAUAUUUCUCACACCAUGAUCAAUAGUGUUAUUUUAGUAAAUUAAAAGAUUAUAUUUUGCAUAUAUUUGUUGCAUAUUAACUCAAUGUUAGAGUGUUGUAUUUUUAAUGCUGCUUACAUAAUAAUCAUAUCCUACAUCAUCUGUGACAGAACACAUGGGAGAAAUGAUUCAGUUUACACUGUGCCUUUAAGAAUGAUAUUAAAGCACAAUAGCUGGGUUUGACUUUCAGAAAUCAAAGCUCAUUGUUACCAAAUGUCUGAUGUCUUGAAUAUAUUACCAAGGAAACCAGUACCUAUCUGCACCUAUACUAUUAUACAGUACAACAUAUGAAGACCAGGGAAAGUUUACCAUAUAGAGACAACCAGCUUUAUUUUGUAUACUUGAUUCUUGCCUUUUUUAUGGAAAACAUUCUGAGAUAUCCUGGUAAGAAAAUUACAAGCUGAAAUCCAUUAAGCUGCUUCAGGUUCAGGUUCCAGGGGUUGUACAUGUUGGCUCACUGUCAUUAAAACAACUUCUCUUAAUGUCAGUAGUAACUUGUGUGCUUUUCCUACUGUGAAAAAUCAAAAUGUCUAGUGUGAAAAAGGCCUGUUGUGUAUGUGAUUUGUUCUUUAUGUGUUCAAACAUGCAAAACCGUGCAUAUUUUUAUAGUGUUUAUUCAGGAAAAAAGUAAAUGAUGCUCCUCCCUAUGAAAUUCUGUAAAUAAACUCUUGACUGUGA
Messenger RNA from Amphiprion ocellaris (clown anemonefish), 6364 nucleotides. It is a transcript of the gene slc15a2, whose product is annotated as solute carrier family 15 member 2. The transcript is spliced from 23 exons. The coding region runs from base 270 to 2384 and encodes 704 amino acids. Gene Ontology annotation, biological process: transmembrane transport; oligopeptide transport. Gene Ontology annotation, cellular component: membrane. Gene Ontology annotation, molecular function: dipeptide transmembrane transporter activity. Lineage: Eukaryota; Metazoa; Chordata; Actinopteri; Pomacentridae. The record is from RefSeq and is a predicted model, not a curated record.